This is a messenger RNA of Aspergillus nidulans FGSC A4, 1383 nucleotides long. RefSeq lists its product as uncharacterized. The record is from RefSeq and is a predicted model, not a curated record. The coding region runs from base 1 to 1383 and encodes 460 amino acids. Lineage: Eukaryota; Fungi; Ascomycota; Eurotiomycetes; Eurotiales; Aspergillaceae. Gene Ontology annotation, molecular function: protein serine/threonine kinase activity; ATP binding; nucleotide binding. The transcript has 3 exons.
AUGGAUAGUAGCUCAACAAUAUCGUGUGGCUUUUCCAGCGAAAGUCCCAGUCUCAGUCGUAGUCGCAGCCAAUCCUUCAGCGAGUCACUUUCCAGUAUCGGUCCUGAUUCCAACCCCGGUACCAAGCUCCAACUUGUUGAAAGGAUAAUCGAGCCGCUGGCUUAUUACUCAACGCGCCGCUUUCAUCCUGUGCAUUUGAUGGACACUUUCAAGGAUAGCCGGUAUAGGGUUAUCCGAAAACUGGGCUACGGGUCCUUCUCGACGGUGUGGUUGGCGAGAGACACGAAACUUGGCCGCUAUGUUGCAUUAAAAGUCGGUCAAGCUGAGGAUCAAAGCUCGAGUGCACCAAUUGAGGAGACUCGAAUAUAUCAGCUGUUGGCGAAGACCAAGUUUCCAUCACAUCCUGGCCGUGACCACUAUCUUCCCUUGCUGGAUCAAUUUCGGUACACUGGUCCAAAUGGUACGCAUCAAGCUCUUGUUUAUGAGCCUAUGAGCGCCAGCGUCACCGAGGUGAAGGAGGCUCUGUUCCCUAACGGUCCGUUUCCGUUUCAGAUGGCCAAGGCCAUCCUCUGGCAGACGCUCUUAGGGCUAGAUUUCCUGCUAGCCAAUGGUGUCGUCCAUGGCGAUGUACAACCAAGGAACCUGCUGUUUACCCUAGAAGACCUUAAGGACGUACCAGAGGAUCAGCUGGUGCAGGAUAAGGACAAAUCCAUUACUCUCUGCGUCGACACUGAGCUGAAGGGGGGUGUGAAGGGGCCGGAGUACCUUGUUCCAGCGCACUCGUUGAUGCAGUACCUCAAUAUUUCAAAGCCAUUUACCGUCAAAGUGUCUGAUCUAGGCGGCUCCUUCCUCACUUCCCACCCGCCCUCAGCACCGUCGCCGCCCCUUCACCUCCGUGGUCCAGAGACGCUCUUUCAACGUUGUAUCUCUGCUAAUCAGGAUAUGUGGAGCUUUGGGUGCCUUAUUUUUGAGUUCAUCACCGGGUUCGCGUUGUUCGACCUUAGCGAUCACCCUGUGACGGGUAUAACGGACGACAUGCACUUUAUCGACAUGUACAACAUCCUCGGGUUUCCAAAAGAUGAGGCAUUGCGGAACCAACACUGGCCAAACUGGCGGAGAUUUUUCAGAUCUAAUGGCGAGCCAAUCGACCAUUUUAUUCGGAGACGAGACCGUGACUUUGAUAUAACCGGAAGGCCGACCUCGCAUACAUUGGAAGAACUGCUCGAAGAAGCGGUUGGAGAGGGGCUCUCGCCAGAGGAAAUUAACAUAACGAAGCAGUUGUUAAGAGGCCUGCUCGAGUUUGAAGUCGAAAAGAGGUUCACGACGAAGGAUGUGCUAAGGCAUCAAUGGUUUGUGGAGCAGAGGAGGGAUAUCUGUAUUUAG